AUGUCUUCCCAUGCCCGUAACCUUCGCAUUGCCUCAGAGAUCCGUCGCGCUGACUGUUUAGCCGACGUCCCUUGCAACCGCUGCUUCUUUGAAGAUCACAAGUGUUAUAUCAUGCCUGAUGAGUCUCGCCGUUUGAAGUGUGCUGAGUGCACCCGAGCUGGCAAACCAUGUGUUAACAUGUCUUGGGCGUCUCUCGAUCGGACAAGGGAGGAGUAUGAAAAGAAAGUUCAGGAGGAUGAGGCUUUGUUGGCAACAGUUAUCUCAAGGCUGCUGAGAAAUAAGAAAAUCCUGAAACAGGCGAAUGAGUGUGCUAAGGCAAAAGCAAUGUGCCUGGCGUCGGAGAUGAUUGAGUCUGGCGAAUUGGAUAUGGCUGAAGAUAUCGUCGAUUGUCCCGUGAGGACAAUUGGUAUGAGUCUGUCUCCCACUGUGUGGACUACUCUUGGGUAUAUCGAGGAUGCCGUUGAGAGGCAUAGUACUCCGCUAGUCGUUCCUGGCAGUUCUUGA
Molecule: messenger RNA, 504 nt
Organism: Macroventuria anomochaeta
Lineage: Eukaryota; Fungi; Ascomycota; Dothideomycetes; Pleosporales; Didymellaceae
Exons: 1
Coding region: 1-504 (167 amino acids)
Source: RefSeq, a predicted model, not a curated record